Molecule: messenger RNA, 3024 nt
Organism: Trypanosoma rangeli
Lineage: Eukaryota; Euglenozoa; Kinetoplastea; Trypanosomatida; Trypanosomatidae
Exons: 1
Coding region: 1-3024 (1007 amino acids)
Source: RefSeq, a predicted model, not a curated record
AUGGACGCCCACCAGACGGGAUCGACGCCCCCCUCCUCUGAGACUGUCAUAGGCCUUCGUGACGAGCUCUCCUUUUCCUUCAAGAGCCUGGGCGGGGGGGAGGGGGACGACGACAAGGACUCUCACCGCCUCAUGGGUUGGAAGUGCGGGGAGCUGGAGUCCGAAUUCCCCCGUUCUGCAGUGGCGAGCGAUGGGGCGGAGGUGCGGGUGAGUCGUGCUGCUGACAGGAGGGGGUCGAAGGAAACGGAACCUUCAAAGGAGGAAAAACGGUUGGCGCUUCUGCAGAGCAUACAUGAACUUUCCCCCACAACGUUGGAAGGCUCGCAGCGUGAGGCAGGCUUUCUUCUCCCUCUCAUGGCAAGGCCGGCAGGUGGAGGAGGAUCCAUGGCGCAAGCCCCAUCUUGUGGGCGAUCUGUGUCCCAGAUGUCUGCUGAUGAGAGAUCCGACCCUGUUGUUUCGCCGCUGUACGCCCGCUCACGUCAGACCCACGUCAUGCCUGUUCCGAAGCACUGGAGUGUAUUUUACCCUGACGGUAUCGACAGUCAGCCACCUCUUCUGCUGCACUAUUUGUUGCUUGGUGGUUGGCGCACGGUGGCGGGUGGGUGGGACUACUUUAGCCACCGCCGUCUGCAGGAUGGGGAGGUUGUUGGGCAUCAGGUGCGGUGGCUUCAUAAUGCCCAACCACGGGAUCGCUUCGUUUUUGUUGUUUUCCCUGUGGAGCCAAAAUCCGAAGACGCUUCCGUGGGACGGUGGCAAAAAUUUCGUGACCAAAUUUACGGCCCACCCCCGGCCUUUGCCUACAAUAAGGGAAAGUUGUUCAAGAGGCCACCGUUUGGCUCCGCAGGGGCUGUUUUAACGAAGUCGAGAAAAAGCACCUCACUCUCACCGCUGCUGGUGCAGGACGAGGACCUCUCCAGCCCUACUUUAGAGCCGCCGCGACACGGACGCGAGGAGAGGCAGGAACCAGGGCAAGCCAGCACCACGCACAGCGGCAGUGGCAAUGGUGGUGCAGCAAAAACUGUGGGAGUGGAAGUUAUUGAGGUGAGACACGAGGAUGUCACCGCGACAGACUACGGCCCACGCCUCUCAUGUAGUAGGUUCGCCAUUGAGGCGAAGGCGGUGUACGCCUAUUACUUCGCCACCAUAGAGGAGGCAUUUGCGUACUACGACUGCUUGGACGAUCUUUGCCUGAUGGAGGAGCAAAUACGACGCGGGAUAACGAACCUAGUGCCGUUUCACCACAAAGGAGGUCAUUGCAGGAGCUGUCGAGACGGUCCUUUUGUCGGCUUUGAGCACGUCUACGGGGGAACUAGCGUGGUGCAGGCAACGAUGGGAGCGACAACCCCGAGGCCACAAACUAGUGGGGUGAGCAUGGGUGAAGAAACGCCGACGACGACGUGCAGGGAAGAGGUGAUAGAAUCACUUUUCACUACAAUUAUGGACGAAAGUGCCGCAACCACCGACGAAGAAACGAAGAAGCGGACUUCUUGGAACGAGGCCCAGGUGAUGUGCCCCCGCUCACCGGAACCUUUGCGGCUGCCUGCGGACAUCCAACAGCUCGGGUGUCAGCAGCAAUACUGCCAGUUAAAACGAAAUUCACUUCCUCUAAACGCCGCUGCCGUGUGGAACGAUGCAUCCCAUAUGGACUUGCAUUACCCCAGUCACCGAGGCAUCUUUACCCCGUUGGCUUCACACGCAACAUCUGCUCAAAGCCGUGCCCCCGUUGGUGAGCCCAGGAUUCGCCCCCGUCUGUUGCCUACGCUUACCACGGCUCAUUUUGAUACCAUUGUAACCGUGUACUCGGAGGAUCCAAGCUUCAAUGCGGUUUUGCGGGAGGUUUUGAUGCCAGAGCCUGGAACCCAUCCUUACACGGUGUCCCUUAAAGAGCAGCGUCGCAUGCUUUCCAUGUACGAAACAGGGAUGCCGGCUUGGACAAUCUUUCUCGCCUCAACUGGGUUGCCGUACCGCCGCGUAUUUCGUCUCAUUUUUGUGGGACUGGUAAACAUCUGGCCUCUUAUCUCUCUCUUUGUGGGGUUGUACGAUCUCUACAAGCAUUUACCACAGAUGAAAACGUUUGUGUCCACCACCUUGGCCCCAUUACUAGAGUGGAUUGACGAACACUUUACGUUCCGUGUAUCCAUGUUGGUAACGUACAUCAUCUCGGUUGGUGUUACGGUGGCUGCUUCCUUGACAAGUUUUAUGUCGCAAUUUUACAUCCUGGAAGUAACCCUGUACCCCCUACGCCUUCUUGCCGGAUUCCUGCAAACACCCUUUGCCCUGUUGUUUGAGGUGCUGUGGUCUGUCAUCUUCAUUGUUGGUUCCUUCAUCCGACUACUCUUUCUGACGCUAAAAAUGGUCUUUGUGGGGCCCUUUCUCCUCGUCACGCACGUUGCCUCCUGGGAGUUUGGCAGCGCCCCUGUGCUCCCCGCUGCGGUGGAGGGGACAUCACUGAUCAUGAAGUGGUGGCGAGCCUGGCAGGAAUUCUGGGUUACGGUAGCGUCGCCGGUAAAGAACCUGGCAAAGGCGUGGUACGACAGCGUGGUGCAUGUCGCCGUGAGCGCGGCUCGGCGAGAGGCCUCCAUUCGCCGUUGGUACACACCGAAGCUCAGCUACGUGCUUGCCUUUGUGGCAAAAGUGCGGGAGGUGUGUGUGGUGAAUCUUGCCAUUUGGUGGCAGAUGUGCGGACCCGGGUGGGGGCUGUGGCUGAUGAACAUGGUUUUUCUUGCCUACUUGCUGUGUCUGCUGCUCAUGCCCAAAAGCGGCGACGCCGUUCCCCCGUAUGCCCUCUUUAACGCUCACCCCACCCCCCUGCAAGGCGCCUGUGGCAGUGCUGCAGGGACCUGUACGACCCCUGCGCCGGUGGUAGUGGGAGAUGGCGGGGCUCCGCUGCGAGAGAAAGCCCCGCUGUUCAUUGAGGCGGCGGGAGACGCCGGUGAUUUGCCACUCGACAACGGCAACGGUUUCGAUGCCCUGUACUUUGCAUGGGAGACACUCAUUGCGGUGUGGGUUCAAUUGCCGUGGUAA